CAUUGUAUUUUCGUGUUUAUAUAAAUAAGGAAAGAAGUUCGCCCUAAACUCUCUCAGGUCCAGUUAUCGAGACAGCGCCGUCACUUCGUCUCCUUGACGCCGGUGGUGCCUCUGGCCGCCGGCGUCGAGCCAUCUCCGCCACUGUUCAACCUCGCCCUCGAUUCUGUUGCAUCAUUCCAGUCUCGACGAGAUCUCUCGUCUACUUUCUUAUGUGCGCUUCUCAAGACGACGGAUCUGUUCAGAGAAGGUUCGCCGCCGUGAUUAGGAGAGCUCCGUCUUUGCGUUACAGUGUUGUGUCUGAUCUUUCAAUUUGCUCCACCGACCUUCUAAUCGGUGCAUCUCUACUCCUUUAUGAAGAAGAAACCGUGAGCGUUUCCAGAUCUAGGUCUCACCCGCCGGAUCUGACACCAUCCCCGCUGUCCAUCAUGUUCGGUUCAGCUCUGAAGAUUUUGCUUCCUCUCCGAGAAGGUGAGGAUCUCAGUCAAGUUUCUCCGCAUUGCUAUACCAUAUCGUCAACAGAUCGGAGAGCCGAACCGUCCAUCAAUUUGUCACGAAAAAGCCACCAGCCGUUCACAUGUCACUGCUCCGUUUGCGCCGAGUUGGGAUUCCACCGGCAAAGACAAUUUGAUACAUCAAUUGGGCUGGGUUUACAAAAUUUUGGGUGUGGGCCUAACAAGUCCAAAAUCUAUCACUGAUAGUUUGCUUUCAACGCCUUAUUUCUCUUUUGUGAAGAGUCUUGUCGCUCAAUUACUGGUGGAUUCAUCAGGAUUUCUGAAGAAGCGAACCUUAUCAACCCCUGCCUCAGUCAAGAGGAAUGUUUCCCCUCCAAACGUUAAAUGGAGGUGUAUGCUCAUAUCUAUAACUGUUUUGCUAUCUUGUGUACCGGUCCGUUUGGGGCCUGAAGAUGCAACGGAUUUCGUCUCGACGAUAUUUGGAGGUGCGGAUUGGGUAUUAACGUCACGUCUCAAAGUGACUAAAUCUCAAGUGUCCGGCAGUGCCGCAAACCUUGCUUUGACGCAUUCGAGCCCGACUCUGAAUUCGCUGUCAUCAUAUUUCAGUGUCUUAACUAUGUUUUAUGUUGUAAUGUUUUCUGAUUGUAGAGUUUUAAGCUCUCUUUCCUGUUGUAGUUCUGAAGUUUAAGUUAUGAAAUGAAAGUUGUGUUCAAAAAAAAAUAUAAAUAAGGAAA
Messenger RNA from Raphanus sativus (radish), 1186 nucleotides. RefSeq lists its product as uncharacterized. Bases 210 to 695 code for a protein of 161 amino acids. The record is from RefSeq and is a predicted model, not a curated record. Lineage: Eukaryota; Viridiplantae; Streptophyta; Magnoliopsida; Brassicales; Brassicaceae. The transcript is spliced from 2 exons.